This is a messenger RNA of Ophidiomyces ophidiicola, 1053 nucleotides long. RefSeq lists its product as uncharacterized. The coding region runs from base 1 to 1053 and encodes 350 amino acids. Lineage: Eukaryota; Fungi; Ascomycota; Eurotiomycetes; Onygenales; Onygenaceae. The record is from RefSeq and is a predicted model, not a curated record. The transcript has a single exon.
AUGGCCAAUAAGCCCUUAAGACGGGAAUCUAAGCAGAAGCCCGUCGCUACCCAGAAUUCCGCUAAGAAGACGGAUGAUUUUGAUGUUCCUGCACCGUUCACACAAGCCCCGUCCUCCUUGACCGACUUUCUUGAGGGUCUCUCCCCGAGUGAUGUCUACCUUUUUCAUAUUGACCGGCAUCCCAUCCCCGAGAAGCAGAAAAUCUUCCUCCUACCGCUCAUACUCAACCUUUCGAUUAUAUGCCUGGUGGCUUAUAGAAUUUAUGUUGGUGUUUAUACCUACCCUAAUAUCCUGGCCGCGAUGCUGGGACGCGACUCCCCUGCCACAAUAAACCCUAAAAAGGCCUCGUGGAGCUUAAUAUCUAGUACAUUAGCUAGUCGAACCCUCACUUUUCUAUUCGACUAUCUUCUCAUUGCAUUGUUUUUACCUUGGCCCGCUCGAUUCAUCUCUGGCCCGGUCAAAUGGCGCCGAACAAUUGGAUUCCAACAGGCUGAAAUAGUUGUGCGUAAAAGCCGAGUCUGGAGUGAGAGCCUGGUUCACGCAUGGAUCCGUGAUGACGAUGCAACUAUGAAGGACCGCAUUAUACCAGCAAUCACCCCAAUGAGGUUGCAGAAGACUGGGUAUUUGCUUAUCGAUGCAGACUGGGAUCUGGACUUUGGUGCUAUGCUUUACGCAGAAGAGAAUAUUAAAGCAGAUCUCCUACGUUACGAAGAUUUUGAGACUUGUGUCGUCGUUCAUGGUGGUCCAAGCAAGGGCUGGCUCAUCUGGCGUGUUGAGGACAACUCUUGUAACUCGGACCCCUCUAUGGAAUUAUCUGAGUCUGAACGUGAUAAAAUUGUGAAAUUUAAAAAUAAACUUACAUCUAUGGGAAAAGAAGACCUUUUUUUUCGUUGGAUAGAGAUCAUCCAGUAUGAAAGCACGCGGCCUGGUGGUUUUACCCCAGAACGACAGCAAAAUGCCAUGUUGGAGACCAAGGCUUUAUUUGAGCAGCAUGGAGUUGAUUUUGAGGAGUUUUGGGCUGAUGUUGGUGGUAUGGAGGGUGUGUCGAUCUAG